Aspergillus heteromorphus CBS 117.55 is the source of this 2417-nucleotide messenger RNA. It is a transcript of the gene akuA, whose product is annotated as putative DSB repair complex subunit Ku70. Gene Ontology annotation, cellular component: nucleus; Ku70:Ku80 complex. The coding region runs from base 67 to 2025 and encodes 652 amino acids. The record is from RefSeq and is a predicted model, not a curated record. Lineage: Eukaryota; Fungi; Ascomycota; Eurotiomycetes; Eurotiales; Aspergillaceae. Gene Ontology annotation, biological process: telomere maintenance; cellular response to gamma radiation; double-strand break repair via nonhomologous end joining. The transcript is spliced from 6 exons. Gene Ontology annotation, molecular function: telomeric repeat DNA binding; double-stranded DNA binding; damaged DNA binding.
CCUCCCGGUCGCUCAUUUCUUUCUCAUGGCGCACUAUACAACCUGAAUGCUUCCACGACAUCCAUAAUGGCGGACGGAAACCCAUACCGGGAAGAUGAGGUGGUGGAGGAGGAAGAGGAAAUCGAUGAAACUAGCUACAAAGCAGUGAAAGAUGCGGUCCUGUUUGCCAUCGAUGUUAGCGAAUCCAUGCUGGCACCUCGUCCUUCGACGGAUUCGAAGAAGUCUAUACAAGAAUCACCGACCACCGCCGCCCUCAAAUGCGCCUACAACUUCAUGCAGCAACGCAUCAUCUCCAAUCCCCACGACAUGAUGGGAGUUCUCCUAUAUGGGACACAGGCGUCCAAGUUUUAUGACGAGGAUGAAAGUAGCCGAGGCGACCUCUCUUAUCCCAACUGCUACCUCUUCACGGAUUUGGACAUUCCCUCGGCGCAAGAAGUGAAGGACCUUAGAGCAUUGGUAGAUGAUGAGGGAGAGGCGAGGGACAUACUUGUGCCAUCAGAGGAACUAGUGUCCAUGGCGAACGUGCUAUUCUGCGCCAACCAAAUAUUCACGUCGAAAGCCCCAAAUUUUGUCUCUCGGCGACUUUUUAUUGUCACCGACAAUGACAACCCCCACGGUGCGGAUAAAGCUCUACGAUCUGCCGCAACUGUACGAGCCAAGGAUCUCUACGACCUUGGCGUCAGCAUUGAGCUGUUCCCCAUUGCACGCCCUGAUCAUGAGUUUGAAAACUCCAAAUUCUAUGACGAUAUCAUCUAUAAAACGUCGCCCAAUGAUCCAGAGGCACCAGCAUAUCUGCUAUCGGACUCGAAAUCAUCGACAGCUGCUGGCGAUGGAAUCUCACUUCUCAACAGUCUUCUAUCCAGCAUCAAUUCGAGGACUGUUCCACGCCGUUCCCACUUCACGAACAUGCCUUUGGAACUCGGACCGAAUCUCCGGAUCUCAGUCUCAGGCUAUAUCCUGUUCAAACGGCAAGAGCCCGCCCGAAAUUCCUUCAUAUGGCUCGGAGGCGAGAAGCCGGAGAUUGCCAAAGGCAUUACUACUCAAAUCGCAGACGAUUCGACCCGUACGAUCGAAAAGUGGGAGAUCAGGAAAGCGUACAAAUUUGGCGGGGACCAGGUCACGUUCGCGCCUGAAGAACAAAAAGCACUCAGAGACUUUGGUGAACCUGUGAUCCGCAUCAUUGGCUUCAAACCUCUCAGUGCGCUCCCAUUCUGGGCGAACAUCAAGCACCCGCAUUUCAUCUACCCUUCGGAAGAAGACUAUGUGGGCUCCACGCGCGUGUUUUCCGCUUUGCACCAGACGCUCCUACGUGAGAAGAAAAUGGCUCUUGUCUGGUUCAUUGCACGCAAGGCUGCUGGCCCGGUUCUCGGUGCGAUGAUGGCAGGCGAGGAAAAGGUAGAUGAGAAUGGUGUGCAGAAGUACCCUCCCGGAAUGUGGAUCUUGCCUCUUCCUUUCGCCGAUGAUAUUCGGCAAAACCCCGAAACCAGUUUGAACGUGGCACCGGAGCCGCUGAUUGAUCACAUGCGUGUCAUCAUCCAGCAAUUGCAGCUCCCGAAGGCGUCGUAUGAACCUCUGAAAUACCCGAACCCAUCCCUUCAAUGGCACUACCGCAUCCUACAAGCCCUCGCGCUGGAUGAAGAUCUCCCCGAGAAGCCCGAAGACAAAACAAUCCCCAAAUAUCGGCAAAUUGACAAACGCGCCGGCGAAUACGUAAUAAACUGGGCCGACGAACUCGAAAAGCAAUACGCCAAGAUCUCAGCCGCCACACCCCAACCCACAAGCACACUUGUCAAACGAGGCGCAAAAGACUUCGACGACGAACCAAGCAAGUCGUCUAAAAAGGUGAAGGCUGAGGAGAGCUAUGAGAGCGUCGAGCAAGAUGUUCGUAACCACUAUAAGACAAACACUCUUUCCAAACUUACGGUGGCCGUUCUCAAGAGCUUCCUAACCUCUCAGGGCCUUUCCAAUGUCGGAAAGAAAGCUGAUCUUGUCGAACGGGUCGAGGAAUUUUUGGAGUCGAAGUGAAGUCCUAAUAGACGAUCCUAUCUGGCAUCUUAACCCUUUACACCGCAAUGAGACACGCCUCGACAUAUGCGACUUUAGGCUUCGGACAUUGGAUGAUCAUCAAACAAAUGCGCUGUGUCCCGACGGAGACUCUCUCCUUUGGAUUUCCUGAACGGCUCACUUCAUGCCUAGUCACGUGAUAGAAUGACAUGAAGCUUCGAGGGGCAAAUGAUAGUCCCCCGAGUUUCAAAAAGCACCUUUUGAUACCAGUAUAUGCUUCAACUCAAACAUCAAAAAUCAAUAGCAGAACAUAGGCGGUGCAUGAAACCUGCCAAUUUGGUGGCAUAUGAUAUAGGUAUGCAGUAUAUAUAUACAUCACCCACACUGGCACUUAGUUACAGUCCAAUCAUCCG